AUGGUAGUCGCCACCAGAUCUAAACGCGCCAGAAAAGCAUCUUCCAUUAUUAAAGAGGCGGCUUCUUCAGACUCGGAAUUCGAUGGAGCUGAAGAUUCGUACUCAGAUCUGGAAGAGGAGGAGAGGCCCCACAAAAUAGCAAAUGUGCUGAGAAAGAGUCGUUUAUCUGCACCAGUCAAUGAUGAAGAAAAUGACCUAUUCAAGGCUCUAUCGAGCCCUGUGGUUGCGGUGUCAGAGUUGGCCCUUGAAUGGGUUGAGUCAUAUAUACUAGACGCAGAGCUUUCAAGAGUGGAUGCAUUCACCAACUUAUUCAAUCUACUCCUCAGAGCAGUCGGUUGCAAGAUUCUUGCUCAGCCCCAUGAUAUGAUCAGCCUGGAUUCUGCAGCAGCCACUGUGAAUGAACUAAGUAUUCAUUUCGAGAAGCAAAAGUCUCAUGAAUAUCCUAUCGCUUCAACAAACAAGGAAAUAAAGCAUUUCCACAAAAACUUUCGAGACUUUUUUGGGGAGGUCAUUUUCUAUGCACAUGAAACUGGAUGCUUAUACAAAGAAUCCAUGGAUGAUGAUCAAUCAGUGUUAGCUUCCGAAUUUAUGACUUCCAUACUUGCAUGGUUCAUCUCCCUUAGCACGAGCAAGUUGCGCCCAUUCAGAUAUGUGGGCACUGUGGCUCUUUUGGCGAUACAAACACAACUUUGUCAGCAAGCUGCCUCCCUUGAGGUUUCACUUGAUAGACAGCAGCGCCAACUUAGCAAUGCUAUAAGUAUCAAGAAGUCAAAGAAGAGGGCAAUUGCUCACGACCAAAAGGUGCAAACUCUUAGGAGGAAUGUGGAGGUAACAGAAUUCAGGCAAUCCACCAUCGAAGAGUAUUUGGACGAUAUCACAAAAGGUGUCUUCGUUCAUCGCUUUAGGGAUAUUGACAGUGCUAUCAGAGUAGAAUGCUUGAGAGCGCUCGGUGAAUGGGUGAUGGCGUAUCCAUCCUACUUUCUUAAAUCCACCUAUCUUCGAUACUUUGGCUGGCUCUUGUCAGAUCCCACCGAUAACGUGAGGGAAGAAGUGGUGAAAUUUCUUUGUAGACUUUACAAGUCGCUGCAAGGCUCUCUAGAGAAUAUGACAUCCAACUUCAGGAAAUUCACAAAACGUUUCCAACCACAGCUCAUAAAUAUGAUUUGGAAAGAAAGUGUGGUUAGCAUAAAGAUAAAUCUAUUCGCAAUCUACUCAGAGCUUUUUAAAGUUGGAUUCCUUCAAGAAAAAGACACGGCCCAGAUUUGCUCCUACGUAUUCUACCUCACAGAGCUGCACCUCAAUCAAAAGCCCGUUAGCAACAAAUUGAAGUCCGAGAUAAGCAAAUUUAUCACUUUGGUUUGCAUUCAUGGUGCCGACUCGACCUAUACAAUGUUUUUCGAUUCGAAGUGCUCGAAAGAUGGUCGAUCCAAAGCCGAUGAAGAGAGGGUGAGGGGAUUUUUGAAGCUCAAGGUUCUUAUAAAUUUUCUAAUGAAGUCACUUGAAGAUCACUUAGCAAAAAGGGAUACCAACUCUGCAACUGACGCCACGAUCGGGUCAUGGCAGCUUGUUGAGGCGAUUUUCAGAGACAUCUUUACGUUGCAGAAUUACGUGAGUAAGUGGGAGGUGAUUGUGCAAUAUUUGAUUCUUGACACGUCUGGUGUCAAUUUUGAGGAACUUGGGGUAUUGAAAGAGGAGCAGAACUCAUUUUCCCGUUUUCUCGAAUUAUCUGUCGAUGGGCAAUGCUUUCUCGUAUCUUUUUUGUUAGGCUGCGUUCGUUGCUUUUUGAAUUCAAAACAGAAAGGCUUUGAGGCCUCGAAAGUUUCUCCUACUUUUUUCUUGUCUAAACUCACCUGUCAUUUACGAAGCAUAGAGAGCAUCCUGAGUAAGUCUCACAAAAUUUACCCACCAUUCUUGCAGUUGUGGAAUGAGCUUCUUUUGUACCGCUCGGUGCCAAUACAAAUGACGUUUGAGAGCUCUUCUAGCCUCGACGCAUAUAAUCAGUUGCACACAAAUGUCCUCCAAUACUUCCUCGAAUGUCAGGAAGUAACUGAUGAAAUUCAAAAGCUCUACAGUCAGUAUUUCCUGCUUCUUCUAGGGUCACCCGCUGAUGAACAUCGCGAAGGCUCUAGUCAAAAUAUCAACCCUAACAUAUAUCUCAAAGUAGAAGACUCGUGCCUCGCUCUUCUGACUGAGAUUGAAGAGAUUUUGAGUAUAAAGACAUCUACCUAUGAUGCUUUUAAUAGUGAUAGCGAGCACGAUGAUCCUUUUACAAGUGAUCAAAAGGAUCUUUGCAACUCGCUUAUAGAAUUGUCUAAUCCAAUCGCCAAACUCAAUUUAAUUGGUGACGUUGUUAAUAUUAUCAAAUUCGUGGGGGAACCAGUCUUGGAUGGUCCUGCAAGCGUUUUGGAACAGCUCUCUGUCAAGCUAUUAUCGAAGAUUAACUUUGACGCCCUUGUCAGCAUGUGGCCCAGGAAUUUAUCUAAGGUGAUAAACAGUGUCAGACAGGCAUGGAAAUCUCUUAUGGAUUUCGCCCUUAUUAAUCUCUGUUGGAAACUUGAAGACCUCAUGUAUGCGUUGAACGACGGCACAUCUGAUACCAUAAAUGUUGAGGUAUACUUGGAUGAUAUUUGCAGUAUCAUUCGGCAUCUAGUUGCAACAUUUGUUUCUUUGAAUGGUGUGAUUUUUGGAGACAAGAGUUUGGAAAAGGCGACCAAAUCUUUAAAGAUGGAAUUAUCAGAUUUUUUCUUCACCUUUGGAUCAAUAUUGAUUGAUUUGAUCACAUCUUUGAGGGUAUUUCAUGACCGUACAAAAUUGUCAAACCGAUUUAGAGGCUACGACGCAAUGUUUUCUGAUGAUAACAAACUAGGGAAUUUUUCAUCGGACCAUGUUCCUGACGUUUUGGAAGAAGCUUUGAUGAAUGUUUUUUUGACGAAGGAAACUAAACUCGCUAACCUUUUGGGCGUAACAUUGGAAAGAGCGGAAAAUGAAAACGUCAACUUCGAGGAAUUUGCAUUUGAAUUGGGGGACGAAGAAAUCGUUUAUCCCACCCAAAUUGAAACUCAUUUCGAUUCUAGUGAUGAUGAUGAAUCCAUUGAUGAUCUUAAAGCUGCUAAGGAAGCCGCGGAAGUGGAGGCUCUCGCAGAGGCAAGGGCAGCUCUGAAGAAACGCAAGCUCGAGCAAGAGAUUUGGAAUCAAGAAAAAGAUCUUUCGCUGUACACAAUGAAGCUUAUUGGGCUUUUAAAGUCAAAUGCAUUUACUCUGAGGUGUUCAGACCGCUUGAAACUCAAUAGCGACAGGCUUGGACAAGUAUUUGAAAGCAUAAUCACAUUGCUCACGGCCCCAUCCUCCGCUACAGAAGGACGGCGAACUAUCACCCAAGAUAUGGCUCAAAAGCAGACAACUACACAAGAAAGUAUUGCACUUGUCUCAUGA
Candidozyma auris is the source of this 3432-nucleotide messenger RNA. RefSeq names its product Irr1p (gene IRR1). Gene Ontology annotation, molecular function: protein binding; chromatin binding. The record is from RefSeq and is a predicted model, not a curated record. Bases 1 to 3432 code for a protein of 1143 amino acids. NCBI's taxonomy places the organism in Eukaryota, Fungi, Ascomycota, Pichiomycetes, Serinales, Metschnikowiaceae. Gene Ontology annotation, biological process: sister chromatid cohesion. Gene Ontology annotation, cellular component: cohesin complex; chromatin; nucleus. The transcript has a single exon.